Messenger RNA from Penicilliopsis zonata CBS 506.65, 808 nucleotides. RefSeq lists its product as hypothetical. The record is from RefSeq and is a predicted model, not a curated record. The coding region runs from base 305 to 760 and encodes 151 amino acids. NCBI's taxonomy places the organism in Eukaryota, Fungi, Ascomycota, Eurotiomycetes, Eurotiales, Aspergillaceae. The transcript has a single exon.
GUCAGCAUGUGUCAAAGAUCUGAUCUAGCUGCAUUGGGCAACCAGCAACCCCGCGGCGGCGAAACCGUUAUCAGAUUGUUUUACUUUAUUAUCAAUCGGGGGCUAUCCCUUUUUGGUCAAUGUUAGAAGAGGGGAAGUGUGAGAUGACCUUCCCUUUAUCUUCUCCCUAUCUGUUUAUUUUCUUCUCUCUAUUCUCUUUGAACAUGUCUCUGGUCUACACAUCUUCUUUACUUCUGAUUGAUGUCUAGAUUAGAGCUUUAUGGGUGAGCCUUUAGAGAGAAUAUAUGCACCACGCGACACAACAAUGAGCCUCCUUGUCCUUGAUAUCAGUUCCUUCGUACACAGCUCGAGGAACCGAGGCUAUUUUACUCGACCAUUCUGUUUCAAAUCUGCGUAUAGUAUCAAAAAUAAAUCCACAAGACUCGGUUAUUUAAGUCAACAUUCUCGUUGGUCCAUUUUCCUGAUAGACUUGGAUCUACUCAACUGGGAAUCUUCCUACCUAAUCCGAAUCCCCCGAGAAGACUUUUUCCUGGAAUACAGCACUGCAUUGCUAUCGAGGACUUUAUGGCGGUGUCCACUGUCCAGUUCACUCCACGCCGUACGACUCUACCGCCACAAUCGUGCCUCGUACAACGUGACGCUCCAUUCUCGAGCUGUACAGAGUAGUACUGCCUGCUCUGAGUGUCUAGGACCCAACGAAAACUUGCGGUCCUAUAAUCGCUUUCCUUCUAGAAAGAAGGUGGACACAGUUGUAGCCUAGAGGCAGUUAGGGUAGAAGUACUGCUGUAUGAACGUAGUACAUAGUUAC